Molecule: messenger RNA, 3294 nt
Organism: Sciurus carolinensis (gray squirrel)
Lineage: Eukaryota; Metazoa; Chordata; Mammalia; Rodentia; Sciuridae
Gene: Tgm5
Product: transglutaminase 5
Biological process (GO): peptide cross-linking
Molecular function (GO): protein-glutamine gamma-glutamyltransferase activity
Source: RefSeq, a predicted model, not a curated record
CAGAGUCUUAGGAUGGAAAGGGUAGCAGAUGCUCCGGGACCAGUUUCCUGAAGCUCCAGUUCAUCCAGCUGUUCUGUGGGAAGCAUCCCAGGAGCCUGGAGGCAGCCACCAUGGCCCAAGGGCUAGAGGUGGCUCUCACAGACCUCCAGAGCUCCCAGAACAAUAUGCGGCACCACACAGAUGAAAUCAGCGUUGAUCGGCUCCUUGUUCGCCGGGGCCAGGCCUUCAACAUCACCCUGUACUUUAAGAAUCGGGGCUUCCAGCCAGGCCUGGACAACAUCAUCUUUGUGACUGAGACUGGACCCCUGCCAGACCUGACCAAAGGGACUCGAGCAGUGUUCAGCCUGGCAAGUCAUGAUGGCCCUAGCCCCUGGAUUGCCUCUCUGGAGACCAAUGGGGCCACUUCCCUAGAAGUGAUUCUGUGUCCCCCACCCAUGGCAGCUGUGGGUCGGUACCUACUGAAAGUUCAUAUAAACUCCUUCCAAGGGCCUGUCACAGCCUACCAACUUGGAGAGUUCGUCUUGCUCUUCAAUCCCUGGUGUCCAGGGGACACUGUCUACUUGGACAGUGAGCCCCAAAGGCAGGAGUACGUUAUGAAUGACUACGGCUUCAUCUACCAAGGGAACAAGAACUGGAUCCGCCCGUGCCCCUGGAACUAUGGACAGUUUGAAGAAAAUAUCAUAGACAUUUGCCUGAAGCUGCUAGACAAGAGCCUGAACUUCCAGAUCGACUCAGCCACAGACUGUGCUCUGAGGGGAAGCCCUGUCUACAUUAGCAGAGUUGUGUGUGCCAUGAUCAACAGCAAUGAUGACAAUGGGGUGCUCAAUGGAAAUUGGAGCGAGAAUUACAUGGAUGGUGUCAACCCUGCAGAAUGGACUGGCAGUGUGGCCAUCCUGAAGCAGUGGCAUGCCACAGGCUGCCAGCCAGUGCGCUACGGGCAGUGCUGGGUCUUUGCCGCAGUCAUGUGCACAGUGAUGAGGUGCCUGGGGAUCCCCACCCGUGUGGUCACCAACUUUGACUCUGGCCAUGAUACAGAUGGAAACCUGAUCAUAGAUGAAUAUUAUGACAACACAGGCAGGAUUUUGGAGAAUAAGAAGAAGGAUACCAUCUGGAAUUUCCACGUCUGGAAUGAGUGCUGGAUGGCCCGAAAGGAUCUCCCUCCUGGAUAUGGAGGCUGGCAGGUACUGGAUGCCACACCUCAAGAGACCAGCAACGGUCUCUACUGCUGUGGCCCUGCCUCUGUUAGGGCCAUCAAAGAAGGAGAGGUGGAUCUGAACUACGACACACCCUUUGCAUUUUCUAUGGUGAAUGCUGACUGCACAUCCUGGCUCGUCUAUGGUGGGAAGGAGCAGAAACUGCACCAGGACACAAAUUCUGUUGGCAAUUUUAUCAGCACUAAGAGUAUCCAGAGUGACGAGCGGGAUGACAUCACAGAGAACUACAAGUAUGGAGAAGGUUCUCCCCAAGAGAGGCAGGUGUUUCUGAAGGCUCUACAGAAACUGAAGACUGGAAGGUUCCAAGGCCCCCAUUGGGCAGACUCACAACCCUCCAGGCCCAUGCCACCAAACCAGGACAGCCCUCGAAGCCUGGAUACACCUUCCCUUCGACCCAAUGAUGUUGUCCAGGUCUCCCUGAAAUUCAAGCUACUAGACUCUCCCUACAUGGGUCAGGACAUAAACUUCGUACUGCUGGCACUCAACAUGUCAUCCCAGUUCAAGGAUCUCAAAGUAAACCUGAGUGCCCAGUCCCUGCUACAUGAUGGCAGCCCACUGUCCCCAUUCUGGCAGGACACAGCAUUUAUCACACUGUCUCCUAAACAAGCAAAGAGCUACCCGUGCAAAAUCUUCUAUUCCCAGUACAGCCAGUACCUGUCAACGGACAAACUAAUCCGCAUCAGUGCCCUCGGUGAAGAGAAGAGCAGUCCUGAGAAAAUCCUGGCGAAUAAGAUCAUCACCUUGACUUACCCAGAAAUCAUGAUUAAUGUGCUAGGAGCAGCCAUUGUGAACCAGCCACUCACCAUUCAGGUCAUAUUUUCAAAUCCCCUCUCCGAACAAGUGGAAGAUUGUGUCCUGACCUUGGAAGGAAGUGGCCUCUUUAAGAAGCAGCAGAGGGUCCUAAUUGGAAUCCUCAAACCCCACUACAAAGUCAGUGUCUCUCUGAAGACUGUCCCCUUCAAGAGUGGCCAGAGGCAGAUCCAAGCUAAUCUGAGGAGCAACAAGUUUAAGGACAUCAAGGGUUACCGGAAUGUAUAUGUAGACUUUGGGUUAUAAAUCCUGAGACAAUGAGCUGGAUGUGUGGAUUUUAAACUGCAGGAAAAGGAGCAAAUUCAAACACAAGCUAUACCUUUCCCCAACAUCAAAGGCUCCACCAGGAUCUGAUGUGAGCAACAGAGGAGAUGUCAAUGAUGGCUAGUCCCUGGGCCAUUGGUACAGCUGCCCAGGACUCCAUUCAAGACCCAGGGAUUCCAUGGUUUCCCAUACAGAAGUGUGAUGGACGUCAGAGGAUACCAGUGGGACGUAGCCAUGACUUACUACUCCUCAGAUAUCAAGGAAAGAAGACUCACUGAGCAGAUUGUCCUGUGGUUGCAAUGGCUAAUUCCCUACUACCAAUAAACUUCAGUCCUUGCUCUCAUCUCCUUCAUCACUUUCCCUACACAAGCUCCCGCCUGUUCUCUGGUUGCUGUAGUGUCCUGUUGUUUCAAUGCCUGAGCCCAAUCACUCAUUUGAGAUUUAUUGGUUGUCUGGUACAUGCUGGACACUGUUCUGAGCACAGGAGGACAAGACAGUAAACACGACAAAUUCCCUGCCAUCAUGGAGCUUAUGCUCUAAUGGAGGUAGACACAUAAACCUAGCAACAAAUGGGGUAUCAGUCAUGAUCCAAUAUGAAAAGCAAAAACCAGGCUGAGACAGGAGGAUUGCAAGUUUGAGGCCAAUCUGGACAACUUAGUGAGACCCUGUCUCAUAUUUAAAACCUUAUGAAGGACUGGGAUAUAGCUCAGUGGUAGAUCACUGAGUUCAAUCCUCAAUAAUGGCAGUAGUGGGGGAGGCUAAAACUUCUGCACAUGUCUCUACAUACACCUACCCUGUUUACAUCUUGGGGAAAACCUGGGCAAUCUCUCACUCUUGCCCUUCCCUUGGAUCCCUUCCCAUAUGAAUCCAAGCAACCCCUUGGUCCUCACAGUCCCAGCAUUUUUUCUCAAAGUCCUGGAGGGUCUUGGGUUGACUAGGGUUCAGGAGAUAAAGUCAUCUGAAUAAUGCAGUGAGUUACGUUUUUUAUUUUAUUUUAUUUUUUAGU